This is a messenger RNA of Epinephelus lanceolatus (giant grouper), 1457 nucleotides long. RefSeq names its product tetraspanin 1 (gene tspan1). Gene Ontology annotation, cellular component: plasma membrane. The record is from RefSeq and is a predicted model, not a curated record. NCBI's taxonomy places the organism in Eukaryota, Metazoa, Chordata, Actinopteri, Perciformes, Serranidae.
AAUCCCUGAGAAGGGGAUCCUGUGCUGUGAAUCUGUGUCAUUGUGUACCUGCAGGGGUCAGAGCUGCCACUUGAGCCCGUACCUGAACAACAUCCCCCUGCUGUCACCUGUGUCGUCCGGGACCACACCCAGUCCUACGCUCACUCCACCAGCAAGCCUGAGGAGAGACGCUCAUCAGAUUUCUGAGAUCAGAUUCUUUCUGCUGCGUGGAUAUACUCACUGUACUGAUAUAAUUACAGUCCUCUUUGCACUCACGUCGGCUCCCCUGGAAACACCUGAGCCAGAGGAACAGAAAACUCCUGUACCUUUUUAUUUUUAAUUUGUUUUAAAGUGCUUUGUGGCCUCUUUUUUUUUUUAGGUCAGUUUUACCUUCCGAAACCUGGGACUGUUAAACAGGUUUAAACCUGCUCCUCUCUGGAUAUAAAUAAUAUUAGCACACGAAAGGAUUAAAAUGGGCUGCUUCACAUUCGUCAAAUUGAUGAUGGUCUUGUUCAACUUGCUUAUCUUUCUGGGUGGGCUGACCCUGCUGGCCAUGGGGAUCUGGGUGAGUGUAGAUGGGGGCUCCUUCCUCCAGCUGCUGGGGCCAUUCUCCGGUCAAGGCAUGCAGUUUGUCAACGUGGGAUUUUUCUGCAUUGCAAUCGGGGCCGUGCUGGUGCUGCUGGGGCUCCUGGGCUGCUGUGGAGCCCACAAGGAGAGCAAGUGUCUGCUGCUCACGUUCUUCUCCAUCAUCCUCAUCAUAUUCAUUGCUGAAGUGGCAGCUGGAGUCGUGGCUCUGGCCUACUCUUCAUUUGCUGAGGGGAUCCUCAGAGCGUGGGCGACCCCUGCUUUACAGAAAGAUUACGGCAGUGAUCCUGUGGUCACUAAGAUCUGGAACACCACCAUGACAGAGCUGAAGUGCUGCGGUUUCACCAACUACACAGACUUUGUGGACUCUAAGUUUGUACAGGAGAACGGAGGCAGCCUGCCGCCCACCUGCUGCUGGAACUACAGUGCCCCCUGCAGCCCGGACGAGGCCGAACGCAGCACUGUGCCGGGCUGUUUUAAAAAUAUCCUGGAGACCCUCAAAGAGCACGCCAACAUCGUGGGAGGCAUCGCAGCAGGAAUAGGAGUCUUAGAGAUUGCUGCCAUGAUAGUGUCCAUGUACUUGUACUGCCACCUGGACAACAGAAUCAGCUGAGACACCUUGAGGAGAAAAAAAUGAUGGGAAUGAAACAGACAGAUCACAUAUGGGCUUGUUUUUUAAUCUGCAUUAUUUAACAAUCUGUCUCUUAGGAUAUUUCUUUUUCUUCUGGUUCCCUAUUUUUCAGAAAGAUGUCUAGCUUUACUAUUAAGUCAUGUUUAUGGUGAAAUGAAUCCAGCAAUUGUAUUUUAUAUAAAGAGAAAAGAUUUCUAAGCACACGCACAUACAGAGUGUAAAUAUUUCACAUUUGCCAAUAAAAUAUAUGAAAUAGCAUUGA